Neoarthrinium moseri is the source of this 1767-nucleotide messenger RNA. RefSeq lists its product as uncharacterized. Gene Ontology annotation, molecular function: RNA binding. Lineage: Eukaryota; Fungi; Ascomycota; Sordariomycetes; Amphisphaeriales; Apiosporaceae. The coding region runs from base 1 to 1767 and encodes 588 amino acids. The transcript is spliced from 3 exons. The record is from RefSeq and is a predicted model, not a curated record.
AUGGCGAAACAAAAGGCUGGACUCGCAGCCUCCAAGGCCGUCAUCGACAAGACCCUCGGUGAUCUCUUUGCCAGCAGCUCUGGACCUGUCAAGGCGCCCUCGGCCAGUCGGUACUCCGAACUGCUCCCCCCGAAGGAGAGAAAGCCCGUCGAGCGAGGCCAGGCCGAGCCAGCCUCCGAGGACGAAGCAGACGAAGAUGAUGAGGAGCUCAGUGAACUGGACGAAGAGCUAGACGACGAGGACGACGAAGACGACGAAGAUGAGGAAGACGGUGCAUCAGACGACGAUGUCGAGGCAUCGUCUGACGACGCAGAGCCGGCCGAGCAGGUCCCAGAGCCCAAGAAGAAGGACCGGAAACGCAAGCGCAAGGAUGAAUUCGAAGACCUCGAAUCCAAGUACCUGAGCAAACUCGCAGAUGACGAGGAGGAGGAGGACGACGUGCCGUCAGAAAAGCGUCGGAAAGGGGAGGCCGGGGAAGCCAUCAACGGAGAGCCCAAGGCCGCCUCUGGGGAUGACCAGGACGACGACGAUGCCCCCAUCGUGCACGAGUCCCUGCUCAAGAAGUCAGACGAGCACCCCGACGUCGAGCUGGAGAAGGCGAAUCGCACCCUCUUCCUCGGCAACGUCUCGGUCGAGGCCAUCAACAACGCCAAGGCCAAGAAGGAGCUCAUGGCGCACCUGGCCUCGCCCCUGGCCGGCCUGGACGCCGCCAGCGGCCCGCACAAGGUCGAGUCCCUCCGCUUCCGCUCCACCCCCUUCGCCGGCGGCGGCAUGCCCAAGCGCGCCGCCUACAUCACCAAGUCGCUCAUGACGGCCACCGCCAAGUCCACCAACGCCUACGCCGUCUACAGCACCCCGCUGGCCGCCCGCGCCGCCCUCAAGGCCCUCAACGGCACCCAGAUCCUCGACCGCCACCUGCGCGCCGACAGCGUCGCCCACCCGACGCCCACCGCCCACCGCCGCUGCGUCUUCGUCGGCAACCUGGGCUUCGUCGACGACGAGACCGUCUUCGACACCAAUGCCGACGGCGAGACCACGGCCAAGAAGCGCACCAAGGUGCCCGCCGACCUCGAGGAGGGCCUGUGGCGCGUCUUCGGCCGUGAGGGCCGCAAGGUCGAGAGCGUGCGCGUGCCCCGCGACCCCAAGACCCGCGUCGGCAAGGGCUUCGCCUACGUGCAGUUCGCCGACGCCAACGACGUCGAGUCGGCCCUGCUGCUGGACGGCAAGAAGUUCCCGCCCAUGCUCCCGCGCAUCCUCCGUGUCAGCCGCGCCAAGGACCCGCGCAAGACGGCCCUGGCCGUCGAGCGAACCACCAAGGCCAAGCUGGACGCUGCUGCUGCCGCCGCCCCGGCCAUCGACGGCACCGCCGGCAAGCCCAAGAGCACCAAGUACAAGCACAAGGCGACACCGGAGCAGCAGUCGCUGGCCGGACGCGCGGGCCGGCUGCUAGGCCGAGCGGGCGCGGCGCGGCAGGCCCGGGAGCUCCGGGGCGGCGGCAAGAAGCCCCGGCACAGGGAGUCGACGCGCACGGGCGCCAACACGGUCGAGAUGGGCGCGGCGGGCAGCGGCGCCGCCUCGACCACCAUCAAGACGCCCGAGCAGAUCGUCUUCGAGGGCCGCCGUGCCAGCGCCAAGGACGGCAAGCCCAAGGACCUCAAGUUCGGCAAGGGCAAGGGCGCCGGCGGCCGGAAGCGGCCCCUGCCGCAGGCCAAGGGCCGCGGCGCGAGGAGGGCCGCCGAGUGGCGGAAGAAGGGCUCCGCGAGCUAG